CAGGUCGCCGCCAAGCCACCACCCUGGCCCGCGCUCUCCGCCAACGUACAGACUGACUCGACGGCGUCCACUGCGCUCUACAAGUGCUCUACGUCUGUGUCGCUGAGCAAAAGACCGCCGCAACCAUUCCCUUCAAUAUACUCCGGCGAGCUCUGCAGGCGUUCUCUGCACCUCUCACAGUCCAACUUGAACCUUACCCGCGCUACCUAUAGUCUGCGCUUCCGUCCAGCUUGCAGGCCUUAUUCAGUAUCGUUCGCGGAGUGAUUGUGCUUCACGCAUGCGGUAGCGCUUCAUGUCAUCUCUGCUGGACAAGAUACCGCUGCCCAGUGUAUCGCGACGAGCUGUGCAGGCGCUUUCCGAGACAACGCCCCUUUUAAACGCGAUUCCGCCUGUUCUGGCCGGUCCCAGAAGGAAGCUCGGCGGAUAUGACUUCUACCGCCAGGUGCUCGGUAGCCCCAGAUAUGUUGUUGCACCCAUGGUAGACCACAGUGAGCUGGCAUGGAGGAAAUUGUCUCGGAGAUACGGAGCACAGCUCGCCUAUACUCCUAUGAUGAGCGCCGAGAUGUAUGCUGAUCCGAAAAAAGCGGGGCAGCGAUACUUCCAACCUAUUUUUGGCGAGGAAGGUGGGCCUGAAGACCGACCGCUUAUAGUUCAAUUUUGGGCAAACAAUCCGAAAAGGUUGCUCAGGGCUGCUAGAUUAGUUGAGCCAUACUGCGAUGCUGUUGACCUCAACCUCGGAUGCCCCGUUGCCACAGCACGGGAAGGUCUUUAUGGGAGCUACUUACAAGACGAGUGGGACCUGAUAUUCGAGCUUAUCGAUACGCUCCAUCUCAACCUCUCAAUCCCCGUCACGGCGAAGUUCAGAGUCUUCCCUUCCGUGGAAAAAACAGUUGCAUACGCGAAGAUGCUCGAGCGUGCGGGGGCGCAAAUCCUGACGUGUCAUGGUCGAACUCGCAACCAGAUCGGCGAAAAUACUGGGUUAGCAGAUUGGGACAAGAUCCGCGCUGUGAAGGAAGCUGUCUCAGUGCCAGUUUUCGCCAACGGGAAUGUGCUUUUUCAUGGCGAUAUUGAGCGACUACUUGCUGCAACAGGUGCCGAUGCGGUGAUGUCAGCUGAAGGGAACCUCUACAACCCUGCUCUCUUCUUACCUGCACCCCCAACUACAUCAAACGAAGCGCCCCUGAUCUCCUCUCCAACCUCAUCCAUAUCAUCAGUGUCCGGUUUACCGUCGUCAUACCUUGGCGCUCAUCCCCGGCACACGGUACUUGCCCUCGAGUACCUCGAAUUUGUGAAAACGCAGCGGACGCCAACAUCCCACACGUCUGUUGUAGGCCAUCUCUUCAAGCUCCUCCUACCUGCCUUGGCGCGCGACGCGGGCUUACGAUCACAGCUGGGCGAUCUAGUGCUCAGGAGGACGGCGACGUACGAGCCGCACGAGAAAUUCGUCAGGGAACUGGAUGAACGUAUGCAGCGGGACGAGAAAGCGGCGGAGGGACAGCGGCCAGAGGCGCUUGUCACGAUCGGUCCUACGGGCCUGCCCGUGUUGCCGCACUGGGUCGCACAGCCUUACAUUCGACCCCCUCCGAUCGAUGCGAAACUCUUCCCCAAGACUCCUCAGAGUCCUCACGUAACAGGCCUUCAGCGCUGGCUCCCGUAGCCUACAGUGCGGAGAAGACACCCAACUAUCCGAGCUACACAGCUAGCGGUUGGCGGGACGACGGCAUGCAGAAUUCGCUGUCUGUCAAUGUUCUUGUUUGAUGAAUGCGGUGUGUUGCACGAUCGCGUCAGUGUAUCAGACACGCUCGCGCAAGACGCUCUGCGUGGAUCGUCGUCGCUUGCAUCGGCC
Molecule: messenger RNA, 1846 nt
Organism: Rhodofomes roseus
Lineage: Eukaryota; Fungi; Basidiomycota; Agaricomycetes; Polyporales; Fomitopsidaceae
Product: Dus-domain-containing protein
Exons: 8
Coding region: 293-1657 (454 amino acids)
Biological process (GO): tRNA processing
Molecular function (GO): flavin adenine dinucleotide binding; tRNA dihydrouridine synthase activity
Source: RefSeq, a predicted model, not a curated record